UCCCAGGCGCAGAGAGGAGACCGGAGCGACGAGGACAGGCCAGUAUUACAGCACUUCAACACGCCGGCCCUCCCUUUUGAAGUUCUGGAGAUGAUCCUCCUCCAGGCAUGGCUGUCGCUCCCGACUUCCGAGCCGGUUACCCGAUGGGCGUUCUUCCGAGAAAUGUCCCUUGUGAACCGCCAGUGGCGCGACACUGUUCUCCAGGUCGCGCGGCGGCACGUCAUGAUACGUUGGCUGUCCGAGGACGACCUGUCCGCGUACGGAGCGAUCGGCCAACGGUCGCUGCAGCCACGCUUCCCGGGGCAUGGCGUGGAGGCCGCAGUGAUCACCGAGGGGCUUGCCACAAACGCACAACCGUGCAACGCGACAAGCAGCGCCACCCCGACGCAGGAGGCGAACGCUGCACCAUCGUCUACCACGGAUUCGGUGGCCACACUGCAUCUCAUGGCGUCCAUCUUUCAGCAUUCGAACAUCUACCUUUAUGUUCCACAAGAGACGCUGGAACCCAUGUGCCAGUCGUUAUCAGACGCAAAGGCUCUCGAGCGAUCUCUACGGGAUCGUGAAUACUUGACGCGUUUGCGCAAG
Trametes versicolor FP-101664 SS1 is the source of this 585-nucleotide messenger RNA. RefSeq lists its product as uncharacterized. The record is from RefSeq and is a predicted model, not a curated record. NCBI's taxonomy places the organism in Eukaryota, Fungi, Basidiomycota, Agaricomycetes, Polyporales, Polyporaceae. The annotation marks the transcript as partial. The transcript has a single exon.